Messenger RNA from Betta splendens (Siamese fighting fish), 3095 nucleotides. It is a transcript of the gene atcaya, whose product is annotated as ATCAY kinesin light chain interacting caytaxin a. Bases 725 to 1849 code for a protein of 374 amino acids. Gene Ontology annotation, biological process: apoptotic process. NCBI's taxonomy places the organism in Eukaryota, Metazoa, Chordata, Actinopteri, Anabantiformes, Osphronemidae. The transcript is spliced from 13 exons. Gene Ontology annotation, cellular component: cytoplasm. The record is from RefSeq and is a predicted model, not a curated record.
GAGGGAGGGUAAGUCUGUGGAUGGAGGGAGACGGGAUGCUGUUGCCAGGGAACAGCAGCCUCUUAGAAGACCGCUGAAAACCACAGCAGGAUUUUCUAAUAGAGUGAAGACACACAGGGAUUGCUGCUACUUUGUCUCCUGUAGGACUUAACACAUCGCUUCCUUGAAGGGGUUCGGACACAAGAUAAAGAAGAAGGGUUUGAUUUGAUUGAGAGGGUGAAGAAAGUGGGUGAAAAUGAUCCACUAACCACAGGCAGAGAAACGGGGGGAGAGGGCGUCUGGGUUGCUUGGAUCAUGAUGCCAGAGCAGAUGCAUUCCCUCUAAAGGAAUUUCUGUGUGUUGAUGGUGUGGACGCAGGAGCUGAGGGGCAGCCUGUCGUCUCACUCUUCACGGCCAGUCUUCCCCCAACAAAGGUAGCCAAAGGCGGCGGAGGAGGAGGGAGGGUGGAGCACAGAGGUGCCCCCUGUCUUUAGACACCUGCUGCUGGCUCGCGUCUGACACCGAGGACACUGUAUGUCUGUGUCUGUGCAUGAGUGCGUGUGCAUGUGAAUUAGUCCAAGACAGAGAGGAAGACGAGAGACUUCAGUCAGACCCAUGAUUUUCUGUCGGCGCGGAGGAUCAAGACUUUGUCCCCUUGGGUCUUUGCAUCUGUGAUUGAGGAGGCAGGAGGACUUGGUGACGAGCUUCAUCACAUUGCUCAUGUCCGGCCUCCCCUCUCUGAGGGAUGGGCACCACAGAGGCAACUCUACGAAUGGAGAACAUGGAAGUGAAAGACGAGUGGCAGGAUGAAGACUUCCCAAGACCGCUGCCAGAGUACGGAGACAUGGAUCCCGCCUGUGGUCUGACGGAUGACAGAGCCUCUCCCCCCAACUCCCUGCACGUGAGCUCACCUGGAGGGGGAGGAGGGGGAGGAGGAGGCGCGUCCCACCAUAAACGCCGCACGCUGGUGGCCCCGGAGAUGAACCUCUCCCUGGACCAGAGCGAGGGGUCUCUGCUGUCCGACGACUUCCUGGACACGCCGGACGACCUGGACAUCAACGUGGACGACAUCGACACGCCGGAUGAGACGGAUUCGCUGGAGUUCAUCACCAACGGCAACGACCUAGAGUGGGAAGAUGACACUCCGGUGGCCUCGGCCAAAGCCGGGCCCCGUGACGGGUCAGAGGGAGUGGACGGGGAUGGAGCCGCCAACGGACGCCUGUGGAGAACGGUGAUCAUCGGGGAACAGGAGCAUCGCAUCGACAUGCAGGUCAUCAGGCCUUAUCUCCGGGUUAUCACGCAUGGAGGUUAUUAUGGGGAAGGCCUCAACGCCAUCAUCGUGUUCUCUGCCUGCUACCUGCCUGACAGCAGCUGCCCGGACUACCACUACAUCAUGGAGAACCUCUUCCUAUACGUGGUGAGCAGCCUGGAGAUGCUCGUAGCGGAGGAUUACCUGAUCAUCUACAUGAACGGAGCCACUCCGCGGAGUAAGAUGCCUGGAAUCAGCUGGCUGAAGAAAUGCUAUCAGAUGAUUGACAGGAGAUUAAGGAAGAACCUGAAGUCUCUUGUCAUCGCUCAUCCUACAUGGUUCAUACGAACUGUCCUCGCUAUAUCCAGACCCUUUAUCAGUGUGAAGUUCAUGAACAAGAUCCAAUACGUCCACAGCCUGGAUGAACUGGCCGAGCUCGUCCCGAUGGAGCACGUCCACGUCCCGGAGUGUGUGGUGCAAUUUGACGAAGAGAGGAUUAAAGCUCGAAGGGAAAGGAUGGAGCAGGAGCAGAGGCAGCAGGAGCAGCAGCACUCGGUCCCACAGGAACCAAUUAAAAAGUCUGACAGGCCAAAGUCAAUGAUUGUUGAUCAAGGCUUAUGAGAAGCGCAGGGCUUUGCGUUGACAGGCGGAUCCUGUAGAAUAUGUGUACUUCUAAUCCAUGCAGGGCGUGAUGGAUGGAUGGAAGCAUGGAUGGGAGCAUGAAACCUAUGUAAACUUUACUAUUUACAAAAAGCAGCUAUCCAGAGAGCAGACCUUGUGCUUCCUCGUCAUCCUUCCCAUAUUCCACCCAUCGAGAUGCUCCUCUCCCUCAGAGGGAGGACACAGGAAGAACGAUGCUCUUCUGUUGGUUGUUGAUGAGUCUCUAACAGUUAAACACAUUAUGUAGCCCGUGUUGCAAAUGUUCCAUCACCCUGAGACUCACUAACAGAUUAUUAUGCUUUAAAUACCUUGAGUCUGUCUGACAUUUAUAAUGAUUCUGAUUAAUGUUAAUGUCUCUAACGAUGGUUUCCACCUGAUAGGAUGCCUUGAGUUUUGACUCAUAACUGCUGUAGCAUAAGGCCUUUAAAAGCGGCUCUGUGGACAUUUUAAACUGUCUAAAUGUAUGCGUUUAUAGCGUUUCCCAUGUGACCUUUGCUUGAUUCCUGUGUCAUAAUGUGCCUCAGUCUUCUUGUGCUUAACAUGCAGAGAUUACCGCUGAAUUUGCUGAGAACCUCGUAUGAGAACAUUUGUAAAAAAACUGAUAUGUUGUGGAAACACAAACAAGACUUUGUAGAUAACAUUCACUCAUUUAUUUUAUGAUGUUAAGUAUAUAAUAGAUUCCAUGUAUUAACUUCUGUAACUCACAAAAGACAAAGUAUAAUUCACCUAAUUUUCCCAUAAUACGUGUAUAAUGAUUGUGCGUUACACAACACUUCAGAUUUAGAUUAACUAAGAAUAUGCCAUCUGACUGAAGGAUGACGUUUAGAGAAGGGUUCAGCCUUUCGUUUCUUGGGUUGUGGGUUGAUUGUACAAACCGAGUAUAACUGUUUAUCCGGCUGAUUGUAGCAGUCACAGGUCGUCUCCUGCAGUUGCUCGUUCUCUGAGGGAAGGUUCUUGUGUUUGCAGCCUGGUGGCUGUAAUGAGUGCCUAUAUUUGAACCAAAUGUUCAGAGAACAUUCAGAGUUAGACGCCGAGUUGGAGCCCAAACUAACUAAAUGUUCAUUUGCCUAUUAAAGCACAAUGGAUUAUACUGUAAUACCUUUGCCUGUCACAUGCUGUAAAUUGCUCAGAUAUAAAUGGAAAGAGCUGAUCUGUCAUAUUUUGGUUCUGCCUUGUAAAUAUUACUGAAUAAACUGUUCAUCUCAAA